UCUUGUACGGUACGGACGAUCGCAACGCGUUUAUUAUAAUAAUUCAGUAUUCUCAACGUCAAUAAAAUGUCUUUCAACAUUGAUGACCCUCAAUACCACAUGGGACAUCUAUUCAUGGACUGCAUGAGAAGACGACCUGAUUCAGUGUGCCAGGUAGACGCAGCAACAGGGGAGACAGAGACCAACGCGUCAGUACUACAGCGGUCUGUGCGGUUAGCCAAGUACAUGCGGACGCUCGGUCUUAAGCCGGGAGAUGUACUGGCACUGGGGGGAAGAAACCACUUGGAUCUUUAUAUACCAUAUUAUGCUGCCUUAAUGAAUGGAUAUCCUAUAACCGGCGUCGAUCCACUAUUCAAAUUACAUGAAAUCAAAAGCUUUUUCAAAUUGACGCAACCAAAAAUAGCGUUUUGUCAACAAAAUCAACGGGAGAACUACUUGGAGGCUGCCCGCGAAUUGGGCCUUGACACGAGAGUCAUCACAUUUGACGGAGACGAGUCGAUGUCCAAGUUACUAGCUGACUUCGCUGAUGACGAUAUUGCUGAUUUUCAGCCGGCCACUUUCGAUUUAGACAAGGUUUACGUCUGGCUGAUUAGCACUGGUGGUACAUCGGGAGCUCUGAAAGUAGCUGCCAUCAAACACAAAGCUUGGAUUAGAAAAGCGAUUUCAUUCACUUUGUGUCUGCUUGAAUUAAACGAUAAAGAUGAUACCAGUCCAGUAAUUGCGCUGAAUCUGUCUCCCGUGCAAUGGGUGUCGGGACUUUUUAACGCAAUGAGCGCACCGCUUCUCAACCAAACAAAGGUACAGACGUCAGCGCUACUUACAAUGGAACAUGUCGUUGAGAUCAUAAACAAGUACAAGCCAAAAACCACAAUGAUGAACCCGUCGCUAGCUUCUAAUUUGUUGGCCUAUGAAAACUGUGACUUCAAAUGCUUCAAAAGCUUCGUUUUAGGAGGCGGGAAAUUACAUACGGAUGUUAUUUUGGCACUAAAGAGUAGAUUACGGCACGACGCGUUAUUGAUCGAAGGGUACGGGCAGACAGAGAACAUAGGACCGGUAUUCGCAACGAACCAUAAAACGCCAAUCGGUAGUUGCGGCAAAAGAUCGAACUCUGUUGAAGUUAAGUUGGUAGAUCCUGAGACUGGUCUAGAAAUAACUGAACCACAUGUCCUGGGAGAACUGUGGACUAAAGGAGAUUGUUUUACAGAGUACUACAUGAAUCCAGAAGAAACUGCUAAGGCCUUCACAGCGGAUGGCUGGUUUAAAACCGGGGAUAUUUUGUACAGAGACGAAGAGGACUUUUUCUAUUUCGUCGAAAGAAUGAGCAUGAUCAUCCAAUACAGGAGCUUCCGUGUUAUACCUCUCGAAAUCGAAGGGGUGAUCAGAACUCACGAAGGAGUCUUGGAUGUUAGUGUUACCAGUAUACCUAGUGAAGAAGACGGCGAACAUCCCGUAGCGUGUGUGGUGAGACGGAAGGAUGCCACCGUCACAGCAGAGGAGAUAAAAGACCAUGUUGCCGAUAAAUUGUCGGAUUCAAAAAGAUUAAGAGGCGGAGUUAUAUUCAUGGACGAAUUGCCGAUGACAUCCGUGGGAAAGGUGGCCCGCGCGAAAUUACGACAAUUGGCGCAAAACCUACCACGGGAAUGAACUAAAACACUUCAUCCUGAGUUAUAUUAUACAUUAUAUAUAUUGGCUCCAAAAGUCGUUAUUAUUGGUAUAAUCUUAUCUUUCUUAUUACUAAUACAUUAUUUAAUAAAAAGUCAACAUGUUAUUAUAGC
Messenger RNA from Bombyx mandarina (wild silkworm), 1775 nucleotides. Its product is annotated as luciferin 4-monooxygenase. The record is from RefSeq and is a predicted model, not a curated record. Gene Ontology annotation, molecular function: CoA-ligase activity. NCBI's taxonomy places the organism in Eukaryota, Metazoa, Arthropoda, Insecta, Lepidoptera, Bombycidae.